UCUCGGUGCUCCUCCCAAAGCCUCAACUACCAGCCAACCGAGCCAGUGCAAUAUCGUCACCAUCCCAGGUCAAGCCAGGUGAUCAACAACCGCAGUGCACCACAGAUCAACCAACCCCUGUCUCAGCGCUGCAGCAUCAGAGUCCCUGUCUCUGUCCCCUGCUUGCACGCACCAUGCCGGCGCCCUGCUGGUUCCAGAAGCUCAGGAGGAGGAGGAAGAAUAAGGGCAAGCAAAGCCCAUGCGGAAACCAAGGCUCCGCCGCCGCCGACACCGCGGAGGCGACUCCCUCGGCGGCGUGCGCGGACAAAUGUCCGAGCAGCCAAUGCGAGCCUCUCGUUGCGGCGUUACAGCUGCCACCGGAGUGGGCUUUGUCCCCGAACAGGGCCUCCUACUACUUCCCCAGCGCGGACCGCGAGCGCCACGACACAGGGCUCCGGUGCGUCGCCCGGCGCGACGACGCCGACGCCUACGCAACGGCCCUGGACGUCCGCGUCGACGUGGUGCACCGCCGCGCGGGGGACCGGCGGCUCGGCGGCCUCGACGCGCCGCCGGGGACGCCGGAGCUCAAGCUGCGGCCCAUCGUCACGAGGCCCGUCGUCAAGAACGACGCCUCGGACGACGCUGCUGGCGGCGUUAGCAGCGUCACCACGUCGGCCGCCACGACGCCGUCGACCAGGGCGCGGGGGUUCCACGUGAAGCCGGCCGGCGGUAGGAGGCGGCGGCGGCGGCGGCGCGACCAUGACAACGAUGCGCGGAAGGAGAAGGCGGCAGCGGCAGCGCCGCUGUUGCAGCACGGGGGCACGAGGCGGCGGCGGUGGCUGUACGAGAGCCUGGUGGUGGUGAAGGCGUCGUUGGACCCGGAGCGGGAGCUAGCGGAGAGCAUGGCGGAGAUGGUAGUGGCCAACGGCAUCCGGUCGUCCGAGGACCUCGAGGAGAUGCUCGCGUGCUACCUCGCGCUCAACGCCGCCGAGCACCACCGCGCCGUCGUCGCCGCGUUCCGCCGCGUCUGGUUCCAUCUCGGCAGGCAAAGACCGCACGUCUAGCGAGCAAACCACCUGAGGCCUUGAUCACUUUACCAACUCACAAACACUAGCCGAUUGCUUACAAAAGGCAAUGUAAUAUCGUGAGACUUGUGACAUUCAUGCACGCACAGCGUGCCUGGACCUUGCCGUGUUCAUAAUUCAUAUGGCCUAAAACCAUCGUCAUGCUUUAGUUGUUCUUGUACAUUAUUGGCCAGAUCGUGUUGUGUAGCUUCUCGA
This is a messenger RNA of Phragmites australis (common reed), 1259 nucleotides long. RefSeq names its product transcription repressor OFP1-like. NCBI's taxonomy places the organism in Eukaryota, Viridiplantae, Streptophyta, Magnoliopsida, Poales, Poaceae. Gene Ontology annotation, biological process: negative regulation of DNA-templated transcription. The coding region runs from base 174 to 1043 and encodes 289 amino acids. The record is from RefSeq and is a predicted model, not a curated record. The transcript has a single exon.